This is a messenger RNA of Zerene cesonia (dogface butterfly), 1645 nucleotides long. Its product is annotated as RNA-binding protein 45-like. The record is from RefSeq and is a predicted model, not a curated record. Gene Ontology annotation, molecular function: RNA binding. Gene Ontology annotation, cellular component: ribonucleoprotein complex. NCBI's taxonomy places the organism in Eukaryota, Metazoa, Arthropoda, Insecta, Lepidoptera, Pieridae. Bases 140 to 1537 code for a protein of 465 amino acids. The transcript has a single exon.
GAAUGCGCUUGGAUUUGACGGACAGUCUGAAUUCCUAUCUAAGUUAUGAAUUUCUUGAUGAAAUAAUUAAUUUGAUAGAACAAAAUACGUCUCUGCGUCUUUUAUUUUUACUCCAAAUUUUUUAUAAUAAGAGUAAAGUAUGGAUAAUCGCCGUAAAUAUCCACGUAAUGAAGAACGUAGUGAGGAUGUUCCUGUAUACUCUAGAUUAUUUGUUGUUUGUGAUCGUAAUGUAAAAGAAGAAACAUUACGCGAUGAAUUUUCAAAAUUUGGCACCAUUGAGGAUCUGCGAAUUCCACUUGAUCAUAAUACAGGCGAGCCCAAAGGAAUAGCAUUUAUAAAAUUCUCAAAAACAUCAGAAGCUGCAAAUGCUCUUGAAAGCAUGCAUGGUAAAACUUUGAGAUCUCGACAGCUCAAAGUAUUGGUAGCCGCAAACCGAUCAGAUAUUCAAACAGAUGAAGUCGACAAUGAUAAAUAUAGACGUUUAUUCCUACAUAUUGCUAAAGAAAUGAAUGAAGACUGUGUAAAAGAAUAUUUUCAACAGUUUGGGUCUGUUGAAGAUGUCUUGGUCCAAAGAGAUAGAAAUACAGGAGCUCCUAGGGGGUUUGCGUAUGUCAAAUUUCGAAAAUUUUCUGAAGCCGCUGUUGCGUUUGAGCAGUGUGAUAGACGGUACAGAGCUAUCUUUGCGAGUCCUAAAGGACAAAGACGUCCUGAGACAGCAUUUGAGUCAAAUAUAAAUUCACUGGUGGCUGGUAAUUCUAUUAUGUCUAUGAUGAAUGUCCGACCAAAAGGUUUUACUCGGCUACAUUUCAUGUGCAGUCCUUAUUUGCUAGAAAUGCAUAUUGCGCGACUAUUUAAUAUAAUACCUGGUAUGGUUAAUUGUAAGCUUGUAUUUGAUAUAGUCCGAAACUUCAGUAAAGGUUUUGUUGAAUACUCUAACCCCAUUUGUGCACAAUAUGCACUCCAACAACUAAAUGAGUUUGAAUAUCCUCCGGGACAGAGGAUUUUUGUCAAACCUGCCUCUUUGAACUUUGGUCAACAUGAGGAAAAUUCAUUCAAUUUACCCAGCACUGUUAACAAGCUAAAGGAUGCCAUAAAUUCCACACAAAAUUCCCAAACUCCUGAUCUGGCUAAACUUGCCGAAGCCAUUGCAGAGGCUUCCAAAAUCAUAAAAAUGGCAACAGCUGGUGUUGCUGACGAUAAUAUUCCAGAUGCUGGUGAUUUGAAUUAUUGUAGUGUUGCAUUGCCAACGCCCCAACCAUUGGCAGAUAUUGAUGCCCCUGUAGCCAAGAGAUGCUUUUUGAUUUGUAAGCCUCAACCUCCACCAUUAACUGUUUUACGUGAUAUAUUUUGUCGCUUUGGUAAUCUUAUCAAUGUUUAUACCCUACCAAAUAAGACAGUAGGUUACGCGCGUUACUCCACUAUCGAAUCAGCAGAUAUGGCAAUUAAAACAUUACACGGUGCUGAAAUUUGCGGUAUAAGAAUUAAAGUCAUAGAGGCAGAGGAAGAAGUGCCCAACAAAAGACCGAGGUUUGAUUAAACAGGACAGACAACAUGACUCGGACAAGACGUGAAGACAAAUACGCUGGACGUACCGACAAUUGGUCUUUGUGAACAUACUUACAGACAAAUAAAUAAUUUUACACUA